AUGUUGAGGUAUGGGCCAUUCCCGCAGUACGAAAGAUUCAGCGCUCGCAACAGAUUCAUCAUUCUGGCCUACAUUAUGCAGCACUACAAUGUCAACAUUGACAGCUUCCAUACUUACUCUCUGCAAGUUCUGUGCCAGGUGACAAGCAAGCUCAGUUCAACGGGCUUUAACAUAUCCCAGGACUGCGGGAGUCAUCAUCAGCCCAGAAUUAAUGUAAACCCGCCUCUUCUGCUGGAAUUCCUAUUUGCUGUAUACUUCGCACUGUUUAACGGCCAUCACAAGAUUGCUAUGGAGGCGGUUCAGGCUGUACACAACCGUUCUAGUUUUGAACUUUACUCAGACAUUCUUCUGGUCACUGGAGCAAUACUCAACUCUUAUUGCUAUGGUACUCUACAGUUUGAUAUUACACAUGCAAAUCUUGGAGCCCAAAAGACAGCCCAAGUGUUGAAAAACCUGGUCACUAAUGCUUCAUUUAAAGCAAAGAAAUUGCCAGAUGACAUCGAUAUCGUGGAAGAGGUUCAGCAGAGGCUUCCAGCCAUCAUGGAAGACCAGGAAUACUCCUUAGCGAAAGGCCUGAAGAACAGACUGAUGAACUUCGGAGGCAAGCUGGGUGUUGACAGGAACAAGAAUCGAGAUGCCAUUAAACAGGAUGGUGAAAUGUCCUCACCAAAGCAGGGUGGUAAAGUGGAACUGUCAGAUUCUGCUAGUGGGUCUGGUCAGAGUCCUGGCUGUAGUGGGGAUGGGAGGGACUCUUCAGAGCCACAGAAAGGUAAAGGCAGCAGUCGGAACGGUAGUGACAGAAGUGGGGCUCAUGGCCCUGAGGCUCAUGGGAAAGGAAGCAGCGAGGAGAAACAUGUGAAAAUCUCCACAUCUACUAUAGUAUUUUCUAAAAAGUCUGGUAUUUUAAGGCAAGUUUCUCUUGGUUCAUCGGGUGCAUGGUCCAAGACUACCGAUUCCUCCACUAAAGCUUCAUAUUCAUUUACAUCUUCUUCUCCAUCAUCAACUUCCUCACUUUUAACCAAAUCUUCAUCAUCCACUCACAACAAAUCCGUGUCUGGUCAUAAUUCCACCAUCACCAACAAUAUUGCUCAUUCCACGAGCAAAACUAACUCCUCUGAAAUCACCCAUGGGUAUAUGACACAAUCACUAACCAGUCGAAAUGAAUCAAAAUUAACAUCAGGUGCGUCAUCAUCAUCAUCAUCCAGUUCUGCAUUGUUGCAGCCUUCAUCUCAUGCAUUUGCUAACAGUUCCCAUAAUUCAUCAGAGCCUCUGCUUGGACAACAUUGCUCCUCCAGCUCCCAGCCUGCAGCAGCAGCCAAAAGUUAUUCGACUUUUGCAGAAACUUUCUUAGCCAACAGAAAGAGGUCAUCCCAGAAAUCGAUCAACAAUAGUUCUGCCAGCACCGACCUGUGA
Molecule: messenger RNA, 1413 nt
Organism: Candidula unifasciata
Lineage: Eukaryota; Metazoa; Mollusca; Gastropoda; Stylommatophora; Geomitridae
Source: the annotation of a GenBank genome assembly